CACACUAUAUAUACUCCCUGCCACUCUUCCAGUUUUACUCUACCAAUUCCAAUCAUCUUCCUCUUUAGUAAAAGAACUAUCUUUUCUCUAAUAACCUCUUGCUUCAGCGCUCAAUCACUGGUCAAAAUUUUUUUAAAACUAGACCAUUUUCAUAAUUUUGUUCUAUAUCCCAAUUUGGUACUGUUCAAUAUUUGUCCAGUUCUCAGUUUUUCUUCGCUCCCUAGCAACUAAUUUCAAAAGAGUAUUUGGGAGGGAGGGGGAGGGAUAUCAUUCUACUAUUGCAUAGGAACCCUUCUUCAGGAAAAUGUGUGUGCUGUUCAAAUUCAAAGGAUGCGUUUUGUGGAAGUUCUUUGAAAUUCUUGAGAAAAAAAUUGAUUUAGAUACAAGCUUCUAUUUUUGGAUAUUCCAGAUUUUCAAUAGAUAUAGCAUUGACACUUAGCUUACACUACUACUUGAUUCACAUUGCCCUGAUCUUCUAGCUGAAGAAGUGCUCUGUUUUCCUCUGUUUUUCUUUGAUAGUCUUAGAGAGUGUGUGUAUAAUUUAGGAUAACACUAACAGAAUGGGAGGAGCUUCACUGCCUCCGGGAUUUCGAUUUCACCCGACUGACGAAGAACUGGUUGGUUACUAUCUGUCAAGGAAAACAGAUGGCCUUGAAAUUGAACUUGAAGUAAUCCCAGUGAUUGAUUUGUACAAAUUUGACCCGUGGGAACUACCAGGUAAUUAAUUUAGUCUACAUAUCAUAUGUCCUCUAGUGGUUACAUUAGCGCGUCAGUCAUUUCACUAAUAAGACACGAUUGAAGACUCCGUGACAGAAAGAUGUUACAGUUGUCAAGGUGGAAACACAAUUCUGUUUGUCUGAGAAAUGUUAAUCAUCCUGGAAAGUUUAUUCUUUUAUAGGUGUUGGUUAUUUCUUUUGUUCUUUAUUAUUCUGUUUAUGAAAAGAGGCAGUCACAAUGGGUGAUUGUGGGACAUGGUACCUUUAAACUUUUCCAAAUCCUUCCAUAUCUGCUCCAAGCAAAUUUCACACUAAAGCAAAACACAACCCUGAUGAUUAACCUGAUAAGUAUAUUACUUUACUAAUGCUUUUGUUGUUGUUCUGAAUUUGCAGAGAAAUCAUUCUUGCCGAAGCGGGACAUGGAAUGGUUCUUCUUCUGUCCCAGGGACAAAAAGUAUCCAAACGGCUCGCGAACUAACCGAGCAACUAAAUCAGGAUACUGGAAGGCAACAGGAAAAGACAGGAAGAUAGUAUGCCAGCAGCCUUCGGUAACAGGUUACCGAAAGACGCUGGUAUUCUACUGUGGAAGAGCUCCACUCGGGGACAGAACCGAUUGGGUGAUGCACGAAUACCGCCUUUCUGAUGAUGUUUCUCAAGGCAGUCCAGUUUUUCAGGGACCUUACGCCUUGUGUCGAAUCAUCAAGAAGAAUGAGAUGAAGGGAAGUGAUUAUCAUCAUUCUUCAGAAUCAACCCUUAAGCAUGUUGGAAGCAGUUCCAGAAUUGGGAAUUCUGGCACAAGUUCAGGCCCAAGUAAUAAUGAUCCUGUGGUUAUUUCAGAUGAUAUUACAAUCCAAACAAGUUAUGUUGGAAAUGAGAGUAAUUCCUCUACUCCAGCUACUUCACCUUAUCAUCAGAGUACACACUUGGGGGGAGAUCAGUAUGAUCAUCACUCUAAUAACACCUACUCUUCAAUGGGAACAUAUAGUAACAAUCUUUGGGUCUCUCCUGAUAUGAUCCUUGAUUCCUCAAAGGACUAUUCUCAAGGACAGGGAGGUGCGCAUGGAUCAUAUCACCCACAGUUUGAUUUCCAAAAUGCAAAUUCCAUGCAGGCAUUCAACCCAUAUGAAAUCUCACCAUGUUCAUCAAACUCAAAUUUUAGAGAGGAAGUUGAACCAAACAGUGAUGAUUUCAGCAGAUAUGGGUGCAUGUCACCUUACACUGUUCAUGGAAGCUACAUGGGAUAUUAUGGGAAUGAGGACAUCAUGUAUGAUGGGUUUGACAUUCCCAAAUCACUUGGGGAUCCAAAUCACUUUUGAAAAUCAGCUCCAAACGAGGACAUCAUAUAUGAUGGGUUUAACACCCUUUUGGACUUUGAAAAUUUGGGAUCUCCAAAAUUUCAAAAUCUUCAUCAGCGCUUACGGAUGCACAAGAGACAAAAUAAUGGUCACAGUUACUACAUUUACCUAGUAUGAAGUCAAAAGCAGAGUACUAAGGAUAUGCCUCCAAGACAACUCUUUUUUAACGUUUGUCUUGGUGUGGUAAAAAACAUGUAUUUUAAGCUUUCCUUUUUCAGAUGUUUAAAUUCUAAAAGUUGUGUCUGAUAAGUCUCUGUAAUAAUUGGUGAUGUUUUUGUUAUCUUCAGUGACUUUCCCAUCCGGGUUUACGCCGUCGUCGUUAAUAAACCUAUCUCUGGCACUCCUCAUUUCUAUGGGUGCACCAGAAGGUUUUGUAUUUUGAAUUUUGAUUUUGUAUAAUCUGUAUGGAAUUGUGUUAUUAUGAAGUAAAGUUUGCCUCAGUUUUUUAAGAUGAC
This is a messenger RNA of Oldenlandia corymbosa var. corymbosa, 2526 nucleotides long. The record is from the annotation of a GenBank genome assembly. NCBI's taxonomy places the organism in Eukaryota, Viridiplantae, Streptophyta, Magnoliopsida, Gentianales, Rubiaceae.